CACCAUUUAUGUCUAAAACAGUAUUCGGAUUAGCUACCAGCUGGCAAUCAAAAAGAAAGAAAGAGAGAGAGAAAAGGAAAGAGGAAAAAAAAAAAAAGUAAAGACAAAGGGACUCCUGAUAGUUUAUGAAACACUUUAGGUGAAGGUUCAGAUUCUUGGUCCUGAUAGAAGUGUUGAGGGAAGAUCAUAACAGGCUUUGCUACAGCUGCUGAUUAGAUCUAAACUCCUAAAAGAGAGAGAACAUAAGGGCACAAAGAACUUGCUGAAAUUUCCUUAGCUUUUAACUAGGAAAUGGUUCAUAAAUGUGGAUUUUAAGUAGUUGUGACUCAGAAAUAAUCAAGCAUCAUUUCUGGAAAGCCCACUGUAGAGAAAUCUAAUAGGGGAAAAUGGUGCUCUGAGAUGAAAAUUGAUUUUCCCUCCUUAGAUCACAAGGUUCCUCUCGGUUCUUGCUCCAGUUCUGCCUUCUGCAUUCUGACUCCUGCCUCACCGUCUCCUGCAGCUGGACUCAUUUGCAGGCCCCUCGAGAUUGAAUCCAAAACUUUGGUGUGCAGUAUUGGGACGAAGCUCCAACGAACUGAACUACCUAGACAGGAUUAAACUAUAUCCUUUAAUCAAAGGUCAUGGAAGACCUAGAGGAAACUUUAUUUGAAGAAUUUGAGAACUACUCCUACACCUUGGACUAUGCCUCCCCGGCGUCUCCUCCGGAAGAGAGAGCCCCCCUGGAGGCCGUGCACUGGGUCUCCCUGGUGCUGUACUGUGUGGCCUUUGUGCUGGGCAUCCCGGGCAACGCCACGGUCAUUUGGUUCACGGGCUUCAAGUGGAAGAAGACAGUCACCACCUUCUGGUUCCUCAACCUGGCCGUGGCGGAUUUCAUUUUCCUUCUCUUCCUGCCCCUCUAUAUCGCCUAUGUGGCCAUGAACUUCCACUGGCCCUUUGGCCUCUGGCUGUGCAAGGCCAACUCCUUCAUCGCCCAGCUGAACAUGUUUGCCAGUGUGUUCUUCCUGAUGGUGAUCAGCCUGGACCGCUACGUUCAGCUGGUUCACCCUGUCGUGGCUCACCGGCACCGGACACUGAGGAACUCCCAGAUCGUGACCGUGUUCAUCUGGCUUGUGGCUUCUCUCAUUGGGGGUCCCUCCCUGUACUUCCGGGAGACGGUGGAGGUGAAUAACCACACGUUGUGCUACCACAACUUCCACGAGCACGACUACGACCUCGCCUUGAUGAGGCACCAUGUGCUGACCUGGGUGAAGUUUGUGAACGGGUACCUCGCCCCUUUGCUGACCAUGAGCGUUUGCUAUCUGUGCCUCCUCUUAAAGGUGAAGAAGCAAAGCAUCCUGGUCUCCAGUAGGUAUUCCCUGACCAUCCUAGCUUUGGUCCUGGCCUUUCUGAUCUGCUGGACCCCUUAUCACAUAUUUAGCAUUUGGGAGCUCAGGAUCCACCAGGGCAGCCAUGUCCACAAGGUGCUGCGGGCUGGCCUCCCCCUCUCCACCGCUCUGGCAUUCCUCAAUAGCUGCCUGAACCCCAUCCUUUAUGUUCUAAUUAGUAAGAAGUUCCAGGCGCGCUUUCGAGCCUCGGUUGCCGAGAUACUGAAGUACACGCUGUGGGAAGUCAGCUGCUCUGGCACGGUGGGCGAGCAGCUUAGGAGCUCUGAAACCAAGAACUCGGGUCUCCAGGAAACAACGGCUCAGUGAGAUCCUCUCCCCCACAAAUCAGUGUCAGGCUUGCGUGUGGGUCCCCUGACAGAUGCUCUCAGAUGAUCUGGUUCCAAGACACAGAGCUGACCAUAGCUUUUUGCUGUUUUGGGUCAGUGUAUCACAUUUUUUUGUGUGUGUGUGUGAAUAUAAAAUGAAGGAAAGAUUUCAAUUCUUUUCACCUGCAACUUAUAUGUCAUUCUUGCUAAUUAUACCCACAGUGGAUUAAUCACCGCUGUGGAGGCGAGAUCAGUUAUUAUUU
Molecule: messenger RNA, 1953 nt
Organism: Pipistrellus kuhlii (Kuhl's pipistrelle)
Lineage: Eukaryota; Metazoa; Chordata; Mammalia; Chiroptera; Vespertilionidae
Gene: CMKLR2
Product: chemerin chemokine-like receptor 2
Exons: 4
Coding region: 621-1691 (356 amino acids)
Biological process (GO): phospholipase C-activating G protein-coupled receptor signaling pathway; complement receptor mediated signaling pathway; inflammatory response
Cellular component (GO): plasma membrane
Molecular function (GO): complement receptor activity; G protein-coupled receptor activity
Source: RefSeq, a predicted model, not a curated record